AGGAGGAGGCAUCCGGCGUCGGCUCCGUCAGCAGUCGGCCCACUCGGCAGCCGACCCCUGGUAGGUGCUCCCUGCGAGCGGGUCCAGCGGCCGGCUGGGCGGCCCCAGGGCGCCGGCGCCAUGAAGCUGUACAGCCUCAGCGUCCUCUACAAAGGCGAGUCCAAGGCAGUGCUCCUGAAAGCUGCGUACGACGUGUCCUCCUUCAGCUUCUUCCAGAGAUCCAGUGUUCAGGAAUUCAUGACCUUUACAAGUCAGCUGAUUGUGGAGCGCUCAGCAAAAGGCAGCAGAGCGUCUGUCAAAGAACAAGAAUAUCUGUGCCACGUCUAUGUCCGAAACGACAGCCUCGCAGGUGUGGUCAUUGCUGACAGUGAAUAUCCUUCCCGGGUGGCUUUUACCUUGCUAGAGAAGGUACUAGAUGAGUUCUCCAAGCAAGUUGACAGGAUAGACUGGCCAGUGGGAUCCCCUGCUACAAUCCACUACACAGCCCUGGAUGAUCACCUUAGUAAAUACCAGAAUCCCCGAGAAGCUGACCCCGUGAGCAAAGUGCAGGCUGAACUAGAUGAGACCAAAAUCAUUCUGCACAACACCAUGGAGUCUUUGUUAGAGCGAGGCGAGAAGCUAGAUGACUUGGUGUCCAAGUCGGAAGUGCUGGGAACGCAGUCCAAAGCCUUCUAUAAAACGGCCCGGAAACAAAACUCGUGCUGUGGGAUCAUGUGAUGCCAGCCAGCAGAGACCCCGGCACUGGAAAUGGCACCAUCAUUCACAACGAGAACUGUAAAGCGCCCAGAAAAGAAGAAAUUGUCACAGAACAGGAUCCAGAGUUGGGGACACGUUUUCACGUUUUAUUUUGGGAGUUUUCUGGGAGGAACUGAGGAGGGUAGUGGAAAGGUUUGGUGGGGGUGGGGGAAUGUUCAAAUGCAUAUGUCGAAUUGUAAUUUCUGGAAAGAUAAUUUGAGGCCCCCAAAGGCAUCUUUUUGGGCCAAAUGAAACCAUAAACUCUCGGUGACUCCUGUAGAUGCUGAAGGACGUGGUUCUCAGACCCCCUCUUGUCCCCAGGAAGGGUUUGAUGGGCCCCUGACUUAAACAGAGUACCACAGGAAGAUCACAACCAGUUCUUUCUUGACCCUUUGUAUAUUAAUUUUAUUAAUGUUAGAAGAAAUUCACUACAGCAAGCAGGAAAGUGUUCCCUCAUUGUAGUGGGGCUGCAGGGCUGGGCUGGGGCCGAGCUCGAAGAUCACAUUCUCUUGGGACAGCCUCUCCAGGCCACGGUGACCAGACCAGGGCAGCAGGCCAGCGCUAGGGCACAUUCUGUCUAGGCGUGCGACUGCGGGGCGGUCAGUGGCCAGGCGAUUGGUGCAGGUGUCCUAAGGAGGCAGCCACCGGGCAGCACAGGUUGCUAAGACCACCUUUCUAUUCCCAUUUUUGUGAAGAUCGGCUUUCUUUGGAGGGCAAGGCCCACCCCAAGCAAUGUUUUCAUCCAGUACCACAAAGGUGACUUCGGUGGAGGUUUUUGGAGGAGCUGAGAUGCUCACGGGGGUACAUAGGUAGUGGCCAUCCCAGCCAGCAGGUUGGGAGUUAGGCCCAGGAAAAUGGGAUGUGUCCCACAGUUUGGUCAGCUGGAAACUGUCUACAGGCCGAAUCCAACCCAGAGUUCUUGGAGCUGCUUGGGUGGCGUCUGCCCUGAGUUGUAAUGGGAUUUUACCUUGAACGUCUGGAUCAAAGCACUGGGUCUUGCAGUCUCUCUAAACCGCUUUAUUUGCCUCUGGCUGCCUGACUGUCUCAGCAGCUGCCUGGGUGGGACCCAGGCAUCUUCACAGGUGGGAGGUGUCUCCAGCUGCCCUCUGCAUCCUGCUUCUGAGCUCAGAAGAAGGGCCGCCUGGCCUCAGGAAUUCUGCCGAGGGCUUGCUCUGGGCCUCUCCUGGCCAGAGGCAGCUGUAGGGGGAGGAGGCCGAGGAGUGGUCUGGCCUCCUGGGACUCAGAAGCCCCUCUUGUCUCACAGGAGGCCUGCCCAGUGCUAGAGACAGGCUCGUGAGAGAGGCUUGUCCAGGCUGCAGUGCCAUGUUCUGGACUGCCCAUUUUAUGCUCCAUGCUUUUGAGGACACAAGCUCAAGCUGCACCUUUGGGAUCCUGUCCUUACAAAGUCCCUGCUGAGAUGGUACCGUGUCACCAAAGUUUGAACCAGCGUGGUCUCAUCUUCGUGAACCCUUCCUUUGAGCUUGUCUCCCUUGCCAUGCUGGCUCUUGAUCACCCAGGAGGUCCUACUCUACCCCACAGAAGUGCCAGGCAGCCAGCCUUCACUGCGUGGGCUAGGGUGGGACCUGGACUGUGCCCGACCCCAGCUCUUGGCAGCUUAGGUGCCGUCUUCUCUCUGGGUACUGUGCUAGCUGAAGGCCUUUAGCUGGCCUGUGUGGUUCUCCUCCUGCCAUGAGGCCCCUCAGUGCAGGGCUGGGCACCUCCACCUCUUUCCAGCCCUGGGAGGUGGCAUACCCCGCCCUGCUCGCUGCAGUCCUGGUGCCUGAAUGUGGGCGCUGACCUGGCCUUUAGCCCCUGGUGGGUUUUGUCACGUUUCAGUCCUUACCCUAGUCUGCACCCACGGGGAGAAAGGAACAGUUCCUUCUCCCACACAGGAGGAAUGCAAGGGGUCAGGCGGGCAGGACGUGAAUCUGCGGGAUACAGGGAUGAGAUUGUCACCCGUAUCUGCUGCCUGCCCUGUACAUCAGUCGGGCCAGCCCUGGGCCAAGUGGAGAGUCCUUGUGGGCAGCGUGGGUAGGGGCUACUCCAGGAGGGGGUUGGCUGUGUGACAGGGCCCUGCAGUGCGGCUUGGUCUCUUGUAUGCUAAUCAUUUGACAAAGAAUGUAUAACUGCUGCCUAACUUUUCUCUGUUCUGUUUGAGAGGUUCCUG
Molecule: messenger RNA, 2902 nt
Organism: Trichechus manatus latirostris (Florida manatee)
Lineage: Eukaryota; Metazoa; Chordata; Mammalia; Sirenia; Trichechidae
Gene: YKT6
Product: YKT6 v-SNARE homolog
Exons: 7
Coding region: 121-717 (198 amino acids)
Biological process (GO): endoplasmic reticulum to Golgi vesicle-mediated transport
Cellular component (GO): Golgi apparatus
Molecular function (GO): SNAP receptor activity
Source: RefSeq, a predicted model, not a curated record